Molecule: messenger RNA, 2615 nt
Organism: Pungitius pungitius (ninespine stickleback)
Lineage: Eukaryota; Metazoa; Chordata; Actinopteri; Perciformes; Gasterosteidae
Gene: rasef2
Product: RAS and EF-hand domain containing 2
Exons: 17
Coding region: 131-2125 (664 amino acids)
Biological process (GO): vesicle-mediated transport
Molecular function (GO): GTPase activity; GTP binding; calcium ion binding
Source: RefSeq, a predicted model, not a curated record
UUUUUUCUUAUUUCAGCUGGCACGCUGCCGAAGUCACCUCGCGAAUGAAGUCGGGCUGAGUUUUAACUUGACAUUUUUUAUAUAUUUUUAAAAAUAUUUUUGAGUGUGUUUUUUAUCUUUAAAAAAUAAUAUGGAGCGCCCGAGCCUCGGGAGAUUAUUUUCUGCGUGCGACGUGAACAAGUCCGGUAAAAUAGAGUACGAUGACUUCACUGUGGUCUGCCGGGAGCUCAACGUCUCCGAAACCGAGAUCAAAUCCCUGUUCGACAAGUUCGACCCGGACGAGGACGGAGGCAUCGACUACGGCAGGUUUGCGUCCAGGUUCCAGGAGGUCUCGGAGACCCUGGACUUCGCGUCCCUCGGCGCGGGCUCGUCCCGGGGCCAAGGCAACCCGUGGGAAGACUUUGAAAGCAGGAUAGAUGCUGAGGCUUUCCUCUCCCAAAGUCUCCGGGAGCAGCUGGCUCAUCUCUAUCAGACCAUUCACUCUUCUGCGAACACAAAUUUGCUGCAGCAGUAUGAGGAAAUCAUCCACUCGCUGAUCAGCCAGAGCCAGGACAACAGACUUGAGUGUGAACAGCUGGAGACCAGUAUUAAGCGAGCCGAGGAGAUGAACAACAGUCAGCUGUCAGAACUGGAGGAGGACCUACAGCAGCAGCUGGCCAAAACCGAGGAGAGGGUGAGAGACGAGGAACGUAAAAAAAUGGAAGGAGUUAUGGCGGGUGUGCAAAGGAAGCAUAAGAACGAGGUCAUGGACCUGCAUGCAACUGUGGACAGACUGUUAAAGAGCCAAGAGGAUUCUGAAUUCAACCAUUCAAAGGAGGAAAUGGAAACGCUGAACAGACGUAUCAGUGACCUCUCGCAGCAAAAUGAGGACCUGCGAACUUCUCUGCUUCAAGCCCAGACGGACAGCGCCGUGCUGCACUCGGAGCUGGACAAGCUGAAGAACAUGUACGCGGACCAGAAAGCUCAACAUAAAAGAGAAAGCGAUGAACUGAAGAGGAUGGUUAUGGAAUACCAGUCGUAUUCAAACCAGAUUCAGAUUCUCCAGGAAACAAACAAAAAGCUGUAUGACAGUAACGACGGGCUCCGCUCUGCGUUGGCCAGCGAAGCGGUUGCAGCUAAAAGGAGUCAGCUGUCUCCUCAAAAUGAAAUCCCAGCUCGCAGGAUGAAGCCCCUCCGACAGAGCACGCUCAACCACGGCAGCCCGGAGCAGGAUCCCAGCAAAAGCAGCUACUCUCAUGUUGCCACCUGGGCCGAUAAGUACCUGGACAGUGGCGUCUCCCUGCCGAUGGACACAGCGGAGAGCUCGGGCAGUGACUACGACAGCGACGACGGCGGGGCCUCGGUGGAAACCAUGCACCACAGUUACUCGUGUGUCCCGUCCGACGUGGAGAUAUCUGAAAUGAAACCCGAAGCUCCAGAGAAAGCUCGUAGCAAGGCAAGCUCCCUUGCGUCAUCUCUACGGAGACGUUUGUCAGCUUUUUCCACAAAGCCGUUAGAAGCCGACCUCUCGGAAACCACAGAGCCCGCCCCAAUGUUCCGCCUGGUUCUAGCCGGAGACGCGGGAGCCGGAAAGUCCAGCUUCCUGCUGAGGCUGACGCUCAACGACUUCAGGGGAGACAUUCCGACAACGCUGGGUGUGGAUUUCCAAAUUAAGAGGAUGCUUGUGGAUGGAGAGAAAACGAGCCUCCAGAUCUGGGACACAGCCGGGCAGGAGAGGUUUCGCAGUAUUGCAAGGUCUUACUUCCGUAAAGCUCACGGAGUCCUGCUCCUCUACGAUGUCACUUCAGAAAGCAGCUUCCUUAACGUCAGAGCGUGGAUGGAACAGAUCCAGGAGUCCACGGAAGACAAAAUCCCCAUGUGUGUUAUUGGAAACAAGGUGGACCUGAGAGAGCAGCUCCCAGAAGGCAGCUGUGUGAGCAGUUUGCACGGAGAGAAGUUGGCCAAGGCGUACGGCGCCUUGUUCUGCGAGACUAGUGCAAAGGAGGGAACCAACGUCGUGGAGACUGUGCUUCAUCUGGCGAGAGAGGUCAAGAAAAGUGUCAAACUGAGGAGGCAGUCGGGCUCUGCGGUCCGACUAAGUCCAUCCAACCCAAAGAAGACUCUGAAUGCCUGCUGUGGACUGUAGAAGGUCCAUAUCAGUAGAUACGAUGGCGCAAUGAAGGACACAAAGUGGUUUAUAUUUUGUGACAAAGGCAGAUUUAACUUAAUAUUUAACUUAAUAUAUUUUCAUAAAUGUUACUUCUGAUCAAAAUCAAGAUUUCUAUUGUUUGAAAAUUGCACAAUGACAAAUAGAAAUGUACGUGUUGUAAUCAUGCUUACUUUUGUUGGGGUUUUUAUUUAUUUGGUAGUAAUUUUAUUAAUUAAAUAAAUAAUAAUGUUUUAUUUGAGACUCAUGUCAGUGUUUUUAAAUGAAUGUACCAGUUCUUAAGAAAUCAAAUGCAUUUUUAACAUUUUUAUUAAGCAUCAGCGUGAUCAAUAUUACAUUGCAGGUUCAAAACCUUUAAUUAUUGGAGCACUGAUCAAAUAUUUUUAAGAAUUGUGAUGUUGAAAAUGUCUGUUUACUAAGAUUACAUUCAAAACAAAAGUUCCUGGAUCCCUUUUGUUGUUUUUAUCAC